Molecule: messenger RNA, 2405 nt
Organism: Sus scrofa (pig)
Lineage: Eukaryota; Metazoa; Chordata; Mammalia; Artiodactyla; Suidae
Gene: KLHDC8B
Product: kelch domain containing 8B
Biological process (GO): mitotic cytokinetic process; mitotic nuclear division; nuclear chromosome segregation
Cellular component (GO): intercellular bridge; cellularization cleavage furrow; midbody
Molecular function (GO): protein binding
Source: RefSeq, a predicted model, not a curated record
GCGCUCAGGGGAAGUUUGGGGCGCGGGGUGUGGAGCCCCAAACGCGCUCGCCCGGACCCGGCCUCCGCCCCUUUCGCGUGCUGGAAGUUUGCGGCCCGGAGGGCCUCGCGCCCUGGGGUCCCAGGAGCGUGGCCCUCGCGGGAAUGGAUAAGCUGGGGAACUUCGACAUCUGCUGUGAAGUCCAGCUGCCCAUUUCUGGUGGAAACACCCUGGACUCUGGGAACCUGGAGUCCAGUACUCAUGGGAUCCCAAAAUCAAUCCCCCCCUCCCCCCUGCCUUCUGUACCCGGAGAAGGCUGGCCCCUGGGGACCUGGCUUAGACAAACCCCUGAGGGUAGACCUCGAGGGGAAAUGUGGGACUCUGGCCUCCAGCCCAACCCCUCCCAGUCCCAAACACCCUUUUUCUGGUAGGAAUGGAUAAACUCUAUUGUACCCUCCACCCCCCUGGCUUCCAAAGGGUUUGUAAGGAUACCCUGGAGUCUGAUCUCUGGCAGCAGAUGGGAGACCCUAAUGGCUGCCCAGAGCACACUGGAAGCCAGUAAGGGGGAAGGUACAGUACAACUCCACUGAUGCAGAGCACCAAGGUGAAAGUCCUUGAACUGGCCCCACGCUCUCUUGUAGCCCCAGUAGAGUCAAUAUGGGGCCCCAUCAUGCCCCUCAGUGAAGCCUGCAGCUUGAGCAGAUAGCAUGGCCUGCCACUGGGGGUGAACACCAUGGCUACAGGAGGUGGCCGGGCCUUUGCUUGGCAGGUGUUCCCAUCCAUGCCCACCUGCCGGGUAUAUGGUACAGUGGCAUUCCAGGAUGGGCACCUGCUAGUUCUAGGGGGCUGUGGCCGGACUGGACUGCCUCUGGACACUGCAGAGACACUGGACAUGGCCUCACAUACUUGGCUGGCACUGGCGCCCCUGCCCACUGCUCGGGCAGGCGCAGCUGCUGUGGUACUGGGCAAGCAGGUGCUAGUGGUGGGUGGAGUGGAUGAGGCCCAGAGCCCAGUAGCUGCUGUAGAGGCCUUCCUGGCUGAUGAGGGCCGCUGGGAGCGUCGGGCCACCCUCCCUCAGGCAGCCAUGGGGGUUGCGACUAUGGAAAGAGAUGGUAUGGUGUAUGCACUGGGGGGAAUGGGCCCUGACACGGCCCCCCAGGCCCAGGUUCGGGUGUAUGAACCCCGCCGGGACUGCUGGCUUUCGCUGCCCUCGAUGCCCACACCCUGCUAUGGGGCUUCUACCUUCCUACAUGGGAACAAGAUCUAUGUCCUGGGGGGCCGCCAGGGCAAGCUCCCAGUGACUGCUUUUGAGGCCUUUGAUUUGGAGACUCGUACCUGGACCCGACACCCAAGCCUGCCCAGCCGCCGGGCCUUUGCUGGCUGCGCCAUGGCCGAAGGCAGCAUCUUUAGCCUCGGUGGUCUGCAGCAACCCGGGCCCCACAAUUUCUACUCCCGACCACACUUUGUCAACACUGUGGAGAUGUUCGACCUGGAGCAUGGGUCCUGGACCAAGCUGCCCCGCAGCCUGCGCAUGAGGGCUAAGAGGGCCGACUUUGUGGUUGGAGCCCUUGGGGACCACAUCGUGGCCAUUGGGGGCCUUGGAAACCAGCCAUGCCCUCUGGGCUCAGUAGAAGGCUUCAGCCUUGCACGGCGGCGUUGGGAAGCACUGCCUGCCAUGCCCACGGCCCGCUGCUCUUGCUCUAGUCUGCAGGCUGGACCCUGGCUGUUUGCUAUUGGGGGUGUGGCCCAGGGUCCCAGUCAAGCUGUGGAGGCACUGUGUCUGCGGGAUGGGGUCUGAAUGUUGAUGGGACCUGUUCACUGAUGCAGCUCAGUGACAGAAGCAGACAUCUGUGGUUCUUCUGCUGCUGAGGAAGCUCACUGUGGCUCUGUGGGAUGAGGUGGGGCACUUGAGACAUUGUCUUGGGGACUUGAGGGUUGCCUUCAUCUUUAGUGCAGGACACAUAUACGCUUACACCCUUUACUCCCGUUCAUUCAUGGACCAUGCCCAGCUCCACCCUUGCUCUGGAACCUACUGGGCCAGAAGUGGGAGAGGGCAGAGCUGGCCUCAUGCUCCACAAGGUCAGUGCCUACCUGGAGUAUAUCAGGCCCACCCCAAUGGCUGUUCCUGAAAAAUCCUGUCAGCCUGCCUUGAAGGCCCCUUUGGACCCAGGAGAGUUCAGAGAGGGUGGGUACACAGAGGGGUGGGGGAGUGGAUGCAAGGACCUUCAGAGUGCUAGAAGAAUGAUGGCUUGGGCCCUAUACACUGCUGGCUGUGUGACCUUGGGCAAGUCAUUUCACCUCUCUGUGCCUCAGCAUCCACAUCUGUAAAUGGGGAUCUCUGAAACCUUCCUACCCUACCUACCUCACAGGGCUGUUGUGAGGAUCCAGGAAGUUCAGAUGUGGAAGUAAAAGUGCUGCUAAAUCUG